AUGACCUUGUUCGAUGGCUCCUUCCCCUUCUACCCCAACACCAGGACGCCUUUCCCCUUUAACACGACCUCGGUCGUGAUCAUCUCCGUGUUCCUCACCGUGUUGGCCACGUUCAUUCUCAUCCUGCCUGGAAUCCGGGGCAAAGGGAGGUUCUUCUGGCUCCUGAGAGUGGUCACCAGCCUCUUCAUUGGAGCAGUGAUUCUCAGUGUUAACUUCACCAGGGACUGGGAGAUUGGCUGGGUGACGGCGAACACCUCCUACAAAUCCUUCAGCCGCGCUGUGGUGAACGCAGACAUUGGCCUGCAUAUCGGCUUGGCGGGGGUCAACAUCACGCUAGUGGGGAACCCAGUGAAUCAGAUCAACGAAACCAUCAACUACAACGAACAUUUUGCCUGGCACUUGGGAGCAGACUACGCCUGCAUCUACGCGGACAGCCUGGCGAAGGGGCUGCCCAGCCCCAUCCUGUAUGUGGCAGAGAAGUUUAGCCGGCACAGCCCGUGUGGCGUGCACAGCCAGUACAGGAUCUCCGGCCACUAUACCUCUGUCACUCUGUGGUUGGCCUUCUGCACCUGGCUGAUUUCCAACAUGCUGUUCUCCAUGCCAGUCCUGCUGUACGGGAGCUACAUGAUCCUACUCACGGCAGCACUGCUGAUCUGCUCACUGCUCUUCUUCUCUGUUGCGAGGAACUCCCCGAUGUGCACCAUCCGGUUCAGUUCAGCCUCCUUGCAGACUGUCUACGGGGCAUCCUUCUGGCUCACGCUAGCAACAGGGCUGCUGUGCUUCCUCCUGGGGCUGGGUGUGAUCGUCCUGAAUUCUGUGCAGCCUGAGAAGCUGAAGCUGGUCUUUAAUCUGAGUGAGGAAGGGAGAGAGGAAGAGGAAGAGGAGGGGCCUGCCCAGCGACCCCUGAGAGACAAAGCAAGCUCCUUUGAGCAGGACACGCUCCUGGCGCCACUGAGCGAGCAUUGCAAAGUGAUGGUUACUGAGCUGUAG
Molecule: messenger RNA, 990 nt
Organism: Emys orbicularis (European pond turtle)
Lineage: Eukaryota; Metazoa; Chordata; Testudines; Emydidae
Gene: DUOXA1
Product: dual oxidase maturation factor 1
Exons: 6
Coding region: 1-990 (329 amino acids)
Biological process (GO): protein transport
Cellular component (GO): endoplasmic reticulum membrane
Source: RefSeq, a predicted model, not a curated record